UAAGGUUUUAACCAACUAAUAAAAAUAAAGAAGAAUGCUAACCGCUAAGUGUGGCUUUUAAAUGGCGUUUGAUUGACUGAGCUCUUUUAAAAGUUGCCAAGGUUGCUGACAACUCGUUUUUCAUUAAAGCAUAAGAACUCGACUCCAGAAAUGCAGGUGGAUGGAGGAGAGGAGAGGCCUACCAUGCAGGGAGCAGCGGCAGCAGAUUUACCUGCUCCGAAGCCAGCCUGGGCUUUGCUCGAAGAAGCGGGGCACAUGAAGACAGAAGGGAAUGCUUUUUAUCGAGAAAGGAACAUCCGUGCGGCUGUUGGCCGCUAUCACCGUGCUCUUUUGCUUCUCCGAAGCAUCGAUUCUGACGUGCAGUUGAAUUUGGAAGCAUUUGGAUCCAAGAUGCCAACUCUUACAUCUGAACAAGAGAUACUAUUGAGAGACAUUCAAGUGGACUGCUUCAAUAACAUAGCUGCCUGUUUACUUCAGAGAAAGAGCGUGGACUAUGCUCGUGUCCUGGAGUAUAGCCUGAAAGUGUUGAAGCGACGACCAGCUAACACCAAAGCAUUGUACAGGGCUGGUGUUGCCACACUGGAGCUUGGAGACGCACAGAAAGCCAAGCAGUACCUGACACAAGCCUGCACGUUGCAGCCCAAUGAUGGAAACAUCAAAAGGUACCUUCAGAUGGUCGAGGAGAAGAUUAGCAACGAGUUACUCCGGGAGAAGGCCAUGUAUCGAGGCAUGUUUGCCUCCAGCACAAAAAGCAGCUCUGGAGAAUAGGGUAAUAAGACUGACACAUUAAAGUGAGGUCACGGGCUGACCCAACCCGACACGUACUGCUUGGUAGAAAUUCAGCUUUAGGUCACACCCUAAUGAAGCCUCAACCAAGCCCACAGACUUUGUUGGAUGCAGGCCCACUAUACACUCUGAAAUGAAAUUCUGAACCAUUGAUGUCUUUUUUUUUUUUUUUUUUUGAGGUGAGUGAGGAGCAGUAAUUGUACACUACCAGGUAAUAGUUAGGACUGAUUUUCAUGCUUUUGAUGAGAAACCAUCUCUAAUUUGUUGAAUGAAGAAAUAGUGUUCCCUAGCAACGGGAAGAGCAUGUGUUUCUGCAGAGAUCAGAUGUGUUCACUAUGAAUGGGACGAUACACUUAAACUCAUGAUACGAUGCACCUCAGUACGCCAGUGUCACGAAAUGAUACGUCACGAUACAAUAUAAAAAAAAAUGUUAGAAAAUAAAAGUUCAAUUUAGUCCUUCUUAAUUUAAUUGGCAGACAGUGCUGCCAUGGUGCCUGCCCCCACCAUGAAUUAAAAGCAUAGCUUUCUGUUAAUUUUAUUUGGGAUUUUUUUUCUGGGAGGAGUGAUCAUACUCAGUAAAUCCCACCUAUCUUCAUAUGUCUGCCAGUUAAACGAUCCAAUUGAUUGAAGGCAGCCAGCUAGCCAAUUAUAAAGAGGGGCAGGAUGCUUAAGGUCACAGUCAAACGGCCUCGGCGCAUUGAAAAUGCAGCGUUGGCGGUUAAAUUAAAAUGGAUGUUAGUGUGAGUGUGUUUGUGUGGGGGUUCUACACAGUUCCACUUCUGAUGCUGCCUUCACAACUCUGGGAAAGAUGAUUAUCACCACUUGCUAAUUGGUAGUUAUGAGUACAUCCUGUUCACGUGCUUUUGUUGUCGUAGCAACAGCAAACAUUGAUUUCAUUUUGGUUUGUUAUGUGGGCAAAACGGUUAUAGACCUAUGAAUUCAUUUACUACAAUAAGAGAUUGCAUCAUAAUGCAAAUGGUGAGUUUUUGUUUUUAACUGAAUGUUUGAGCAACCACUUGGUUAAAAAAAAGUUUUAUAAUGUGUACACUACGUUUUGAUGCUGGCAUCAAAAAAACGUACAAUUUGACGAUAAAUCUUCCUAAAAAACGUGGUUUCUUACCAUUCACAAUUGCAUGUCCCCGCUCCACAAUUUUUAAAAGUAAACAGUCGUCCCAUCUCAGAAACUCUUGUAUCAUAAUACAAUAUCAGUUUUCCAGUAGAAAAUACGACUUGAGGUGGCGUGGUAGUUACCAUAAUUAUGAUAUCACAUGAGGGCAGCAUAAGAGCCUCAGCACCUAACGAAGCCAGCAGUCAGCGGAGCAAGCAACAGCAGCUAGGGGUUGCAGCUGCUCUGAACGCCUCUACCUGUGUUUUACCUAUCUCAAUAAAUGAACGCAGCACAAUA
Molecule: messenger RNA, 2191 nt
Organism: Corythoichthys intestinalis (scribbled pipefish)
Lineage: Eukaryota; Metazoa; Chordata; Actinopteri; Syngnathiformes; Syngnathidae
Gene: ttc9c
Product: tetratricopeptide repeat domain 9C
Exons: 4
Coding region: 151-768 (205 amino acids)
Molecular function (GO): protein binding
Source: RefSeq, a predicted model, not a curated record